GACGGGUGCUGUGGUGCCGUCCAUCGGGCAGCGACACACAUCCGGACUUUGCAGGCUUCGAUCGCAGAGGAAGACGAGAAGCCUCAGCUACGGGACGUUCUCAGAUCUCGCUUCCAAUUCGAUCUGACCUUGCUCCACUUCGCUGUCAAAGUCGUUGCGAAUGUCGAUCCGGCGGGACAGGCGUGCCUGGCCUUGCUCACGGCCAAGGCCGAUCCAAGGAUCAAGGCUUUCGAGGGGGAGACGCCCCUCCACUGGGCAGCAACCGACGGCUGUAGGGAGAUCUACGAUGAGCUCGCAGCUGCCGCCCGACGUUUAGAGGCCGAGGAGGCAGUUCGUGGACGCCUCGUCUCAGGCCAGGGCGGCUCGACUGAGGAGCCCCCCUCAACAGUUGAACCGCUGCUGGCAGAGACGCAAAAGAUUCUGCGUCGGCGCCUGGUUCGCCUGGAGGUUGAACGUGAUGAAUCGCAGCGCAAAGGAGAUGAGGACUCCAGCAUGUGGCUGCAGGCCGGAAUGCUCGCCUUCAAGCAUGCAGUGCUCCAGCCAAAGUUGCGUCGCGAGGGUGGUGAGAGUCAUCCCCCAUCGCCGAAGAAGAGUGCAGCCAAGAGUCGGGCUUCAGCCACAGGCCCAACCAGCGCUCGCCGGGCGUCGGCUGUUGGAGUGUCUUCACCAGGCACACGCCGGGUCUCCGGCAGCGGCUUGGCCCGGCAGACAUCACCAGGAGGCCUCUCGCCCCCUGUGCGACGGUCGUCAGUGGUGUCUGGCAGCCCCGCCUCACCAGGAGGCAGCUCCGGCAGUCCCAGGACCUCGCCACCCAAACUGCAGCGCACGCGGCGUGCGAGCUUAGCAUAG
Molecule: messenger RNA, 849 nt
Organism: Symbiodinium necroappetens
Lineage: Eukaryota; Dinophyceae; Suessiales; Symbiodiniaceae
Source: the annotation of a GenBank genome assembly